AUGAUACACUUCCAGGAAUUUAAUUAUUUGUUACGAAAAUUACAAUACUCUGACGGUCCUCCUGAUGUUGUAGCUGCACUAAAGGACGUAGCAACUGCUAUACAAGUUGGUGACAAAAGUGACUUACAGGAACUAUUGGCGCUGUUAAAUUCUACGCCCGAUCACGUAUUAAAAUUAAAGUUACUUUCUAUUUUGUCGGCAUAUUUAAUAUCACAUUAUAGAUUCAGCGAUGUCAUAGUCACCUACAGGCCACUUUACGGCACAAUCCAAAACUUACUAAAUCGAGGUUUACCUAUAAAGACAAAGACUACUUUCAAUUUUAUUCUGGCCCUGUUAAACGCCGACACAGAAGCGACAAAUCUAAAGGUGUUUGCACAAAAUAUGAUUCGAGUCAGUGGUUGCCUGAUGACUAUGUGUGACAUCUUCACCAGUGGAAUGAUGUUUCAAGACACUUGGAUAGCACUCUGCCAUAGUAUUGCAGAAUCAUGCAGCGGAUGUGAAGUGAACCAAAAUUUUUGCUCGCAUCUUAUUCCUGUGUGUGUGGAAAGAUGUCGUCAAGGUAACACAGACGUCUGCAUAGUACUGCAAAGUUUAAUUUACAAUCAUCAACGUAACCUAAAGUUGUUUUUCGAAAGCGGAGGACAAUCUAUUUUUACAAGACCACUACUGCAAUAUGACACGUGUAUGCAAAUGUUAAGCAACAUUAUUCAAACUUCAGAGCAAGCUGUACAAUCUGUGUACAGUUCUGGUUUAAUACAUCAUUUGCGAGACUUUUUGCAUUUGUAUGGUCCUUACUCCCAAGUAAGUUUUUGUUUUAUUUCAAAAGAACAUCAUUAUCCAUUUCUUAUUCCUGUCGGCCAGUGGUCAACUAUAAUACUAUAUCAUCUGGAUAAUCGCAUGAAGGAUGUCAAACAGAGAUCAAUGAGUGCAAGACUCUUUAGCGCAAUCAAUGAUUCUUGUACGGUUUUAGUAAAAAGCGUUAAGAGUAUAUUUACAUCGAAGAAAGAUUUUGAUAAAAAGAUCGAAAAUUCAAACAGUGGUAAUAGUGACAAAAAUUUCGAGGUUGAUUCAUGUAGCUACAGUUUUACGAACUACAUGCGAAAAAGGGACGCAGUUCUUGAAAAUGAAAACAAAACUGAAAACAUGGAAUAUGAUGAUUCCAGUUAUAUGUACAGGGAUUCGUGCAGGACGUGCAAAGAUACCAUAAUCUUACAACACAAAAUGGCUAGUGAUGAAAACUUACAGCUAACCAUAAAAAGACUCAAAAUAGGCGUUAACUUAUACGGAUGUAACUUCAAGAAAAUAUCAAAAACAUUGUGGCCACGCAACAGGUACAUGACGCCGAGUAUUCUUUAUAAUUUGUAUCGGAAGUUGGUAAUAAAUGGUGGCUAUCAGAAAAACUUUCAAGAAUAACAUUAGAACAAAUAAUUCUACAAUUUCAAUUUAUUGUUUCAAAGAAUAUAAAUAUCUUGCAAGGUAUUAAAGUAAAACAUAAAAAGGUAGUUUCAUUC
Messenger RNA from Hyposmocoma kahamanoa, 1511 nucleotides. RefSeq lists its product as uncharacterized. NCBI's taxonomy places the organism in Eukaryota, Metazoa, Arthropoda, Insecta, Lepidoptera, Cosmopterigidae. The record is from RefSeq and is a predicted model, not a curated record. The transcript is spliced from 9 exons. The coding region runs from base 1 to 1413 and encodes 470 amino acids.